Molecule: messenger RNA, 699 nt
Organism: Etheostoma cragini (Arkansas darter)
Lineage: Eukaryota; Metazoa; Chordata; Actinopteri; Perciformes; Percidae
Product: zinc finger protein 239-like
Exons: 1
Biological process (GO): regulation of transcription by RNA polymerase II
Cellular component (GO): transcription regulator complex; PcG protein complex
Molecular function (GO): DNA-binding transcription factor activity, RNA polymerase II-specific; RNA polymerase II cis-regulatory region sequence-specific DNA binding
Source: RefSeq, a predicted model, not a curated record
AAACGGAGAGAAGGACAGAGACCCAAACGUCACCGCUGUCAGCACUGUGACAAAUCCUUCUCAACAUCUGGAUAUUUAAAGAUUCAUCAGAGAGCUCACACUGGAGAGAAGCCGUUCAGCUGUGAUCAAUGUGGGGCAGCUUUCACACAAAAGGGUAACCUAACAAACCAUCAACGCAUUCAUACUGGAGAGAAGCCUCACAGCUGUGAUCUAUGUGGGAAAACAUUUGCUGAGAGCGGUCACCUUAAACGACACCGGCGCAUUCACACCGGAGAUAAACCAUACACGUGUGAUCUAUGUGGGAAAAAAUUUACUGAGAGUAACCACCUUAAAAGACACCAGCGCAUUCACACCGGAGACAAACCGCACAGCUGUGAUCUCUGUGAGAAAAUGUUCAAAACUCCAGAACAUGCUGAAAGCCACCGGCGCGUUCACACCGGGGAGAAGCCGUACUGGUGUGAGCAAUGUGGGAAAACCUUUUCUCACAACAGUCACCUUACGACACACCGGCGCAUUCACACUGGAGAAAAGCCGUUCAGCUGUGAUCAAUGUGGGGCAGCUUUCACUCAGAGUAGUGACCUUAAAAAACACCGGCGCGUUCACACCGGAGAGAAGCCGCACUGGUGUGAGCAAUGUGGGAAGUGUUUUGCUCAGAGUAGUUCUCUCUACUCUCACCAGCGCCUCCACACGGCCCCGUAG